This is a messenger RNA of Saccoglossus kowalevskii, 2256 nucleotides long. It is a transcript of the gene bmp2/4, whose product is annotated as bone morphogenetic protein 2/4. The record is from RefSeq and is a predicted model, not a curated record. Lineage: Eukaryota; Metazoa; Hemichordata; Enteropneusta; Harrimaniidae. Gene Ontology annotation, molecular function: cytokine activity; growth factor activity. Gene Ontology annotation, cellular component: extracellular region.
UUAAAUGCGGUCGUUGGGUGGAAGAGGCCACAAUCACACCACUGCACUGACGGAAUGUUUUGAAGCGGUUUUACGACAAUGCUACUCAAAAUGAAGAGUCAUUCAAUCGUCUCGAAGAUCACAUCUGACGACAGACACCAUGGUUCACGGUAAGCCAGCGUUCCUGUUCCUAGUACUCGUCUGUAUAUUGGUAAAAAGCACUGCCACACAAGUAAUCGAAGACGACGAAAACAAUGAGUUGACGCAACCAGUCUUGAAUGGCGAUAAGAAAGAGGAGGUCUUGCAUGCCUUCGAGUCCAGUCUGUUGAGUAUGUUUGGUUUGAAAAGCCGGCCGCGUCCUCGAAAGAAUCCUGUGAUACCCAAAUAUAUGAUGGAGCUAUACAUGAACCAAAUCAAGAAUCCUGAUGAUAUGAACGUUAACUUUAACGUAAGGGACAAGUCGAUUAGCACAGCAAAUACAGCACGUAGUUUUUUCCACAGAGAAAUUGGAGAAGAAUCUGAAGAGAGAAGAGAUGGUCAAUCCAAACGAUACUUUUUUGAUUUGGAGACGAUACCAGACAAUGAACUGGUGACAGGCGCUGAAAUUCGCAUAUUUUGCCAUGGAAUUAAUGCGAGUACGCCGCGAAUUGAUAGCAGUAUAGAUUAUAGUAAAAGACAACAUUCGGAAUUUCUGCAUCGAAUAAACAUCAACGAAAUAUUACAACCGGCUACCGACUACCACGAUGCGUUCAAAAGACUAAUAGACAGUAGCGUUGUGGACAUACGGAAUAGUUCUUGGGAGUCGUUUGAUAUACGGCCGGCAGUGGCUCGAUGGAUUGCCCACCCAGAGGAAAACUACGGACUCGAAGUGGAAUUAACGCAUACUAAAAAUGGGCAGGCUUCACCUCACCAAAAACAUGUCCGGCUGAGGCGGUCGGAUACCAGUAAUGCUGAAGAAUGGCAGAGCGAGCGCCCGUUACUGGUAACGUUUACUGAUGAUGGUAAAAGGCCGCAACGAUCGAAGAGGCAAUCUGAUAAACGGGCGAGAAGACGCCUUAAAUUGAAUUGCAAACGACACGAACUGUAUGUUGAUUUCAAUGAUGUUGGAUGGAAUGACUGGAUAGUGGCUCCACCGGGAUAUCAUGCUUUUUACUGUCACGGAGAAUGUCCAUUCCCCAUUGCUGAACACCUGAACUCGACCAAUCAUGCGAUAGUACAGACAUUAGUGAACUCGGUGAGUCCCGAUUCAGUGCCAAAAGCUUGCUGCGUUCCAACGGAUCUUAGUCCUAUAAGCAUGCUUUAUUUAGAUGAAUUUGAUAAAGUAGUUUUGAAAAACUAUCAAGACAUGGUGGUAGAGGGUUGUGGUUGUCGCUGAGAACACAGAGUGCAUCAUGAAUUGGACACAGGCCGCGUUGCUUAUGUGGAAUUUGAUGACCGCAGUCUCUCGUCCGCCUCCGAACAAUUACAGAUAUGUGUAUACGGCGUCAAGCGAUGAAUGCAGAGUGUAGUCAAAGGAAGACGGGGAGUCGGAGCUAUUCUUGUGCCUAAACCACAAAGAUGCCUUAAUUUUUAAGCACCUAUAUUGGUCGGACCAUUCAAGUGCCUUCACAUCAUGCGAUACAGAACUUAUUCUAAUAAGACGUUUCUAGAUGUAUAUGUUUUCAAUCCCUGUAUUAUGGUUCGAAUCAGCUUAUUUUCCGAUUUAAAGCCAUGUGUAUUUAUUACUGGACAUUACGUAUUGUUACUGUCAAAUUUCAAAAUCGAAUAUCUUUUAGUGACCACAUUUACCCGUGAUUGGGACGAAAUUGACAAAGUCUUUUGUAUUAAACUCUGACUACAAAUUAAGGUCCAACAUAACAUUUUCCUCAUAUAUGUAUAUAUUCCGUGGGCGUUAUAAACUUUCCUAGUGCCUUGCCUUUUUUUACUUUUUUUUCUGAUGGAAUCACAUUUUACACUUGCGACUCGAUAUUAUUUAGUCACAGUUGUUAUUUCAUGCGUUAAGAAGUUACACUUCACAUAAUUCUACGUCUUCAAGUGUGUAGCCAGUGAUUCCUUUUUUUUGCACAGUUUUAAAUUUUAUGAUUAAAAUAGUGUGGAUGAAAAUGACGUAAGAUAGUGUUAUACAGCCAAUGUGAAGUGUAUAUAUAUAAUCGUCUAUUAAGACGCUGUACCUGUUCAUAAGACAGUUAUACAAUAUCAAUCUUGCUUAUAGUUGCUUUGAUAAGCGUUAUUUAUUUUACUUCUGGAGUGCCAAUUAAACUUGGGAAAAUGAUCAAG